AUGAAGGUAAAAGUUCUCUCACGCUCCGUUGAAGAAUACACACGCGAUCGAUCUACGGAUCUUCACAAAGUAAAAAGGAACUUCAAUCCCGCCUUACACCCGUUCGAGAAAGCGCGAGAAUACACCCGUGCACUGAAUGCCGUGAAACUUGAACGGCUUUUUGCGAAACCUUUUAUCGGGGCGUUGAGUGGACAUGCGGACGGUGUUUACUGUUUGGCGAAGCACCCACAUAAGUUGUCGACUGUCCUGUCAGGGAGUGGUGACGGAGAAAUUCGAUUAUGGGAUUUAUCAGCGCGAGAAACUCGCUGGAAAAUCAAUGCACAUAAAGGCAUUGUGAAAGGCGUGUGCUGCAGUCCUAGAGGUGACAGUUAUCUAUCAUGUGGAAUAGAUAAAACAGUAAAAUUAUGGAAACCUAAUGAAUCGUAUGAUGAGCCUAUAAACACGUAUCUUGGAAAAUACGCGUUUAAUGCUAUUGAUCAUCAUCGAUCUGAAACAAUAUUUGCUACUUCUGGAUCACAAAUUGAUGUUUGGCGUGAAGAAAGGUCGGAUCCUAUAAAGACCAUAAAAUGGGGCGAGGACACAAUCAACACCGUAAAAUUUAACCAAACAGAAGUUAAUGUACUUGCUAGUUGCGGGACUGAUAGGUCAAUUAUUAUGUAUGAUCUGAGAACUAGUUCACCGUUGGCUAAAUUAGUUUUGCAGUUAAAAACGAAUGCUAUCGCGUGGAAUCCUAUGGAGGCUUUCAAUUUCGCGGCUGCGAAUGAAGACCAAAAUUGCUACAUAUACGACAUGCGAAAAAUGAAUAUCGCCAUGAACGUGUUAAAAGAUCAUGUUGGCGCAUUACUAGACGUCGACUUCUCGCCAACCGGUGAAGAACUAGUCACUGGCUCAUACGAUCGUACACUUCGAAUUUUCCGAGCGCGCGAGGGUCGUAGUCGCGAUGUAUACCACACCAAACGGAUGCAACGUAUAUUCUGUGUAAAGUAUAGUAUGGAUGCGAAAUUCUUGCUUUCUGGUUCGGAUGAUGGAAAUGUACGGCUUUGGAAGGUUCAUGCAUCGGAGAAGUUAGGCGCGAAGGAUUAUCGUGAACGCGCGUUCCUAGAGUAUUCCGAAAAACUUAAAGCUCGAUUUAAAAAUCUACCGGAGGUUAGACGAAUUUCAAGACACCGCAACAUCCCGACGGAAAUCAAGAACGCGCAGAAAAAGAAACAAAUCAUGCUUGACGCACAGAAAAGAAAAGAGGAAAAUGUUCGAAAGCAUUCGAAGAAGGGUGCUGUGCCCUAUGUUCCCGAACGAAAGAAAAAUAUUGUUGGGAUUACUAAAUAA
Ambispora leptoticha is the source of this 1326-nucleotide messenger RNA. The record is from the annotation of a GenBank genome assembly. Lineage: Eukaryota; Fungi; Glomeromycota; Glomeromycetes; Archaeosporales; Ambisporaceae.